This is a messenger RNA of Chelonoidis abingdonii (Abingdon island giant tortoise), 1486 nucleotides long. RefSeq names its product vesicle amine transport 1 like (gene VAT1L). Gene Ontology annotation, molecular function: zinc ion binding; oxidoreductase activity. The record is from RefSeq and is a predicted model, not a curated record. NCBI's taxonomy places the organism in Eukaryota, Metazoa, Chordata, Testudines, Testudinidae.
UGCGCAGCUACUCUGUGCAUUGCGGUAGGGCUGGAAGGACCAGAGCCCCAUUCAACCAGCUGCAGCCAUUGCACAUCCCAGCAUCACCCACAUUCAACAGGCGCACCAGGCUGAGCGCAGCCCCCUCCGCCGCCGCAGCUUUGCAGCCUGCCAGCCCAGCGCCAUGGCCAAGGAGGGCGCGGAGAAAGCGGACGAGACGGAGCAGAUGAUCGAGAAGGAGGGAGGCAAGGAAGCUGCGGAGGGCAGCGGCGGCAGCAGCAGCCUGCGGGCAGGGGACACCAAGGAGAUGCGAGCCGUGCUGCUGUCUGGCUUCGGGGGGCUCAACAAGCUCAGGGUGGCCAAGAAAGUCAUGCCGGAGCCUCAGGAAGGGGAGCUCAAAAUCCGAGUCAAAGCCUGUGGUUUAAACUUCAUUGAUCUGAUGGUGCGGCAGGGGAAUAUCGACAAUCCUCCCAAGACGCCACUUGUUCCUGGAUUUGAGUGUUCUGGGAUCAUAGAAGCUCUGGGGGACAAUGUGGCAGGAUUUGAGAUUGGAGACAGAGUAAUGGCUUUCGUAAACUACAACGCAUGGGCUGAAGUAGUAUGUACCCCAGUAGAAUUUGUGUACAAGAUUCCUGAUGACAUGAGUUUUUCUGAAGCUGCUGCCUUUCCUAUGAACUUUGUAACUGCCUACAUGAUGCUCUUUGAAGUGGCCAACCUAAGAGAAGGCAUGUCUGUGCUGGUUCACUCUGCAGGAGGUGGGGUGGGUCAAGCCAUUGCUCAGCUCUGCUCAACGAUCCCUAGUGUUACUGUUUUUGGAACAGCUUCCUCUUUCAAGCAUGAAGCAAUCAAAGAUUCAGUAACUCACCUGUUUGACAGAAAUGCAGACUAUGUCCAAGAAGUAAAGAGAAUCUCAGCAGAAGGAGUAGAUAUCGUUCUGGAUUGUCUGUGUGGCGAAAAUACUGGAAAAGGCCUCAGUCUUCUCAAACCACUUGGGACUUACAUUUUAUAUGGUUCAUCUAAUAUGGUUACUGGGGAAACAAAAAGCUUCUUUAGCUUUGCAAAAUCAUGGUGGCAGGUUGAGAAAGUGAACCCUAUCAAGCUGUAUGAAGAGAAUAAAGUCAUUGCUGGAUUUUCUCUGCUAAAUCUACUGUUCAAACAGGGCCGAAGUGGCCUAAUUAAGGGUAUAAUGGACAAACUCAUAACACUGUACAAUGAGAAGAAGAUCAAGCCUCUGGUUGAUUCGUUAUGGGCUCUGGAAGAGGUGAAGGAGGCCAUGCAGAGAAUCCAUGACAGGGGCAAUAUAGGAAAACUUAUUCUGGAUGUGGAGAAGGCACCCACUCCGCUGAUGGCCAAUGACAGCACAGAGACAAGCGAAGCAGGAGAAGAGGAGGAGGACCAUGAAGGGGACAAUGAGAAUAAAGAGCGCAUGCCAUUCAUCCAGUAACCCUUAGGAACAGGGAAUGGGGGCAAACAGAAAGAUUGAUUGAGGAGAAGGGAACAAGACUGG